Bombyx mori (domestic silkworm) is the source of this 1714-nucleotide messenger RNA. RefSeq names its product chemosensory protein 14 (gene CSP14). The record is from RefSeq and is a predicted model, not a curated record. NCBI's taxonomy places the organism in Eukaryota, Metazoa, Arthropoda, Insecta, Lepidoptera, Bombycidae. The transcript has 4 exons. Bases 604 to 978 code for a protein of 124 amino acids.
ACGUCGUGACAUCAUUCAAUCAUUCAAGCAAUAAAAAAAUUAGCAUAUUUUCAAUUCUGCAUCGGUUUUGAAAAUGAAGAGACCAGUUUAUAAGGCUUAUGUUUAUGAAAUUAUUUAAGGUUGUCGAAAAAAGUGAUAUGAGUUUGUGGGGUUUUGCAAUAAUGUGUGCAAAAGAUUUUAGUGUUAAGAAGUCCUCUUAUAAAGUGGACCGGGAGAGGAUAUUUUACCAUUUUGUGAAUUAAACACAAUAAGAGUGGCUUAAAAAUAAUAUAUUCAAUACAGUGCAAAAAAUCAUAAAUGUACUACGAGAAGCUAAAAUUAAUACGGUGCUCUAAAAUAGAACUUAGCGGUAGGCAGCAAAUUGGCUACCCCUGGCGCUGCCGAUGUUUAUAAUCAUGACAAUGACAGUUUGAGAUAAGGGAAAACGUAAGCCUAGAUAACGUUGUUAAAGAAAGUAAGGCUUGCAUAUUUUAAUUCAAGACAAAAGUUUAUACUUUUUCGUGAAGCGCCUUAUGAAAUCGUCUUUGUCUUGCUUGACCUGAGUGAUUGCUAAUUGAACGAUGGAAGGAGCAAAUUUGAAAUAGUUACAGCAUAAACGACAACAUGAAGAGUUCGCUGUUUUGCGUGUUGGUGCUGACGGUGGUGGUAUCAAGCUCCCGGCAGCAGAGCUAUCCCAGAAACGACAAUAUCAACAUCAACGCUAUCUUACAAAACGACCGGAUCCUGCUCGGUUAUUUUAAAUGCGUCAUGGACAGGGGACCGUGCACGAAAGAUGGAAAAACCUUCAAGCGUGCUCUUCCGGAGGCAUUGCCGACAGCGUGUGCGCGGUGCUCUAAUAAGCAGAAGGCAGCUUUCCGGACACUUCUUCUAGCGAUCAGGGCCAGAAGCGAACCAAGCUUUCUGGAAUUACUCGACAAAUACGAUCCGUCAAGAUCUAAUAGAGAAUUACUGUAUACAUUUUUAGCCACAGGCCUUUAGGGGUCCAUGCCCUAGAUUUAGAUUUAAUAUAGUUAUAAUAAUAGAUCUUUAUCUAUGAAGUUGCCGUAUUACAAUACUGGCCAGUUGAAACUUAUUAAUAAAUAUUUGACUGGCAAUAAAUUCUAAUGAAUAUUGUUAUAAAAACAUGGAAUUCUAUUUUCAAAUUCAGUCAGUCUUUUGUUUAUUGAUUGGUGUUUUGUUUUCACACCAUUUAUUUAUUUUUCAUCAAUGUGGAUACGAUUAAAAUACGAGUAAUUAUAUAUGUAUUCCACAGAAUACGAAUUUGGUCAUGAUAGCAAUGCCACACACGUGGCGUGCAUCAAUAAGGGAAAAAAAAACUUUUUGGGAAGGAAAAAAUUCAAUACCCAAGAGGUAGUACGCAAAAUGCCUAGAGUUUGUCGGCUCUUAUACGCUAGACUUUUUCAAGAAGACUAUUGAAUAAUUACCCCUUCGCUGGUCACCAAUCAUGGAUAUUAUAUUUUAAUUGAUAUAAAUAAAACAAUAUUUAUAAAAAAAAUGAUUAACUUUCUGUAUACUAAACGGCAACUUCGUAGUUAAAGAAGACCAAUGUUUCGGCAUGUGAACGAAAACACUAAAUCGGAAUCGUAAUGUAACUAUAUGCAAACUCAACUACGAUCAUAUGUAAUUCACAUCAACAAAUAGACUAAUUAACGCAUUUAUUUUUAAAUUAUUCGUAAUUGUUAUUUACUAAGAAUAAAUACAGUAAUAACGUAAA